Molecule: messenger RNA, 2963 nt
Organism: Lindgomyces ingoldianus
Lineage: Eukaryota; Fungi; Ascomycota; Dothideomycetes; Pleosporales; Lindgomycetaceae
Product: PLP-dependent transferase
Exons: 1
Coding region: 501-2855 (784 amino acids)
Biological process (GO): Mo-molybdopterin cofactor biosynthetic process
Molecular function (GO): molybdenum ion binding; pyridoxal phosphate binding; molybdenum cofactor sulfurtransferase activity
Source: RefSeq, a predicted model, not a curated record
AAUCGCCACCCUCCAAGGAAUAAGGCAUCUCUACAAACAAGAUUAUUGCCGACCCUCAAGCAAUCGGCCGGAAACUGAUGGCUUGGAUCGGCGGUCCCCUUGAUGCACGUCUCAUUUUGCGGCUAUCGGAGCUCACCGCAUCAUUUUGAGCUCCACCGAUUCGCCAUCCCCCACUUUUGCUAACUUCAGGCUUACGUUCGGAUGGUACGCUUCAUCCCGCCUUUUCUAGCUUCUUAAAGGAGUGUGGGUAGGUGGGGUAUUUGGGACGUAGCAUUGCUGCUUUGUAUUCUCUAGAGAUAGCACCAUGGAGGAAGACGACUGCAUCAGCUACGACAAAGCUGUCGAGGAGCUUCGGGGGAGAGAGUAUCCUAUGCUUCGAGGGAAGCAUUCGCAUGAGCUUUGCCAAAAUACAGUGCUAACUCCUUCCAGGCACAACGUACCUCGAUCAUGCUGGGACCACUCUUUACGCGAAAUCUACCAUCGAACGCUUCUCAGACGACAUGAUCUCCAACCUAUACGGCAACCCACACUCUGCCUCUAACUCUUCGCAAUUGACCACGAAGAGGAUUGAAGAUAUCAGGCUGAAGCUGCUGAAGCUGUUUAAUGCUGAUCCAGAGCACUUUGAUGUCGUCUUUGUUGCCAACGCCACGGCGGGUAUCAAACUUGUUAUGGAAGCAUUUAAGGACCAAGAGAAGGGAUUUUGGUAUGGAUACCACCGAGACUCACAUACUAGUGUGAUUGGGGUACGUGAGACGGCAGCACAACAUCGCUGUUUCACUUCAGACGCCGAAGUGCGCCAAUGGGCAAACGAAUUGGACAAUGAGCCCAGACUCCCAGGACUAUUCGCAUACCCAGCUCAAUCCAACAUGAACGGACGCCGCCUGCCUCUGGACUGGUCACGCCGCAUUCGUUCUAACAAACAAGGGGCGGUGUACACUUUGUUGGAUGCCGCCGCACUUGUUUCUACUUCGCCCUUAGACCUUGGUGAACCCAAAAACGCGCCUGACUUCACGGUCCUCAGCCUGUACAAGAUGUUUGGCUUCCCAGAUCUUGGUGCGUUGAUUGUCCUAAAGGAGUCGAGUAAGAUACUUGACACUCGACGUUACUUCGGUGGUGGCACCGUGGAAAUGGUCGUCUGCUUGAAAGAACAAUGGCAUGCGAAGAAGUCAGAGACGCUACAUGAGCGAUUUGAGGAUGGGACUUUACCCAUCCAUAGCAUCAUGGCUUUGGAUACAGCUAUGAGUGUGCACCGGGAUCUUUUUGGCUCACUCGCCCGAAUCUCAAAGCAUACCGCCUUCCUCGCCACAAGGCUGUACGAAGACUUGUUUUCUCUACGGCAUAGCAAUGGAAUCGCUGUCUGUAAGAUAUACAAGGAACCAACAUCGGCAUAUGGAGACACUCGGACGCAGGGUCCAAUCAUCGCUUUCAACCUUCGCAACCAUCUCGGCGGUUGGGUCCGUAACGCAGAGGUUGAAAAACUUGCCGCAAUCAAAAACUUCCAAUUACGAACAGGAGGGCUUUGCAACCCAGGCGGCGUGGCGUCUUCCCUCGGUUUGGCGCCGUGGGAGAUGAAAGAGAAUUUUUCGGCCGGGCAACGCUGUGGGAGUGAUAACGAUAUCAUUUGUGCGAAGCCCACAGGAAUGAUCAGAGUCAGUCUCGGCGCAAUGAGUACACUGAAAGAUGUCUGCUCAUUCGUUGACUUUCUUCGGGAAUUCUUCGUGCAUGAUCGCCCACUAUCAGCUACGCCGCCAGUGACGACUCCAUGCACAGAGCCACCAACACAAAGCUUAUUUCAUGUGGAGAGUAUUUCGGUAUAUCCCAUCAAGAGCUGUGCCGCAUGGAGCGUGCCGCCCGGCGAGCCAUGGGAGGUCCGUAGAGAAGGCCUUGCUUGGGACCGUGAGUGGUGUCUUGUUCAUCAAGGCACAGGCACAGCGCUGAGCCAGAAGCGCUAUCCAAAAAUGGCACUCAUUCGGCCAGUCAUUGACUUAGAGAAAGGUCUCUUACGCAUACAAUUGUCAGGUUCCUUGCGAAAUGUCGUGUCGACCCCCGAAAUCACUGUUCCUCUCUCAGCUGACCCGCUACUGUUUUCUGAUAAGGCAAUGUACAAGGAUACAACGACCAAAGUUUGUGGGGACUCCAUAAGCACAAAAACGUACAGGUCAGGAGGAGUAUCGGCAUUCUUCACUCAAGCCCUUGGAGUGGCUUGUCAUCUCGCCCGCUUCCCAGCCGUCGGUAACGGGAGAGGUCCAGUGACUUCGUCCAGACAUGCGAAAGCUCAUUUACAAAAAUACCAAAAGGCGGGCGGCAUGCACCUACCCGGCGCUUUCCCAGAUACGAGGUUGCUGGCGCCAGGCUGUGGCGUGUCGAAGCCGAUUCUUUUGUCAAAUGAGAGCCCCAUUCUUAUUAUUUCGAGAUCCAGCCUCAACCGUCUUAAUGAGCUGAUCAAAGCUGAGGGCGGCAAGGCGGCGCAAGCGGAGGUCUUUAGAGCGAACAUUGUCGUUGCAGAGAACCUCGAUUGUCCACCCGGGGCGGAACAGCCCUAUACUGAAGAUGAUUGGCGGUAUCUCCAGAUCGGUCAGCAGUAUUUCGAGAUGCUGGGUCCGUGCCGCCGAUGCCAAAUGGUCUGCGUGGACCAGUACACGGCAGAGCGGAAUCAAGAACCCUUUGUCACCCUAUCCAAGACUCGUCGGUUUGACGGGAGAGUCUACUUUGGCGAGCAUACCGCUCACGUACCCGCGAACGAUGGAGGAUCACUACUAGCCCAAAACCCUACAAUUACCGUUGGUGACACUGUGCAUCCGUUCCCGGAAGAGGAAGCGGAGGAAGCCUUACGUUUACAAUCUCUCGUGAGUUGAAAGCGUCUAUGCAUUUCCGUUUCAAGUUGUCCACUGUUCUAUCAGAACGUUUCUAAACAUAGCUGCACCUCAACUUCAGCAGUGGCUUGCAUGCUAGAACUCGUCUCG